CAAAGGAAGCCAGCUCACCGUAUACCCCAAACCGGCGGGCGCCAACUCCGCAUACCACGCACCGACCGAUAACGCAUAUCGCCGCCCUACACCAACAUGGCUGGAUCCAGGAAUUACGACUUUCUCAUCAAACUGCUCCUCAUAGGCGACUCGGGCGUAGGCAAGUCAUGCUGUCUGCUGCGCUUCAGUGAGGACUCGUUCACGCCCUCGUUCAUCACCACCAUCGGCAUCGACUUCAAAAUCCGCACCAUCGAGCUCGACGGCAAGCGCGUGAAGCUGCAGAUAUGGGAUACCGCCGGGCAGGAGCGUUUCCGGACCAUCACCACGGCCUACUACAGAGGCGCUAUGGGCAUUCUGCUGGUCUACGACGUUACAGAUGAAAGGAGCUUCAACAACAUUCGCACAUGGUUCUCCAACGUCGAGCAACACGCCACCGAGGGUGUCAACAAGAUUCUUAUUGGCAACAAGUGCGAUUGGGAAGAGAAGCGCGCCGUCUCUACAGAACAGGGCCAGGCCCUCGCUGACGAACUUGGCAUUCCCUUCCUCGAGGUCUCGGCCAAGAGCAACAUCAACGUCGACCAGGCCUUUUACAGCUUGGCCGGAGAUAUCAAGAAGAGGCUAAUCGACACCGCAAGGACGGAUCAGACUGCGGUGCCCAAGGUGGAUGUUGGUGGGCAAGACAGUGGAAACGCUGGCAUGGGUGGGAAGUGCUGCUAAGAAUAGGUGCAAAGUUAGCAGCGGACGCAUUGGGCUGAGAUCCAUCACACAACGAGGCUAUACGACGAAUAUCCGCUCGAGCGUGUCUUUUGGAUAGCAUCACCUUUUCUUACGAGUCUUUGUUUCGGCGUUUUCAAGAGAAUGGGAGUACCUACUUUUUACAAUUACGUAUUGUAAUGCCA
Alternaria alternata is the source of this 899-nucleotide messenger RNA. RefSeq names its product ras-domain-containing protein. Gene Ontology annotation, cellular component: endosome; plasma membrane. Gene Ontology annotation, molecular function: GTP binding; GTPase activity. Lineage: Eukaryota; Fungi; Ascomycota; Dothideomycetes; Pleosporales; Pleosporaceae. The transcript is spliced from 3 exons. Gene Ontology annotation, biological process: regulation of exocytosis; protein localization to plasma membrane; protein secretion. The record is from RefSeq and is a predicted model, not a curated record. Bases 97 to 717 code for a protein of 206 amino acids.